Chlamydomonas reinhardtii is the source of this 12261-nucleotide messenger RNA. RefSeq lists its product as uncharacterized. NCBI's taxonomy places the organism in Eukaryota, Viridiplantae, Chlorophyta, Chlorophyceae, Chlamydomonadales, Chlamydomonadaceae. The transcript has 33 exons. The record is from RefSeq and is a predicted model, not a curated record. Bases 313 to 11529 code for a protein of 3738 amino acids.
GUCAAUUUAUGUCAGAGGCCUGCAUGGUUAGCUAUACACGUAUUGAGAGGUGUGCAGGUUGCGACACGAGGUUGCGAGUACAAGUACAGGUUUUCGCGAACUUGACGGUGCAUGCUUGUUACCUCACUAGUUUUGGAUAAGCUGGAGCGCAUGAUACGUUGUAACAACAGUUACCCGCGAAAUGCCCACUCAAUCGAGGGGGUAAGGAGGUUCCUCUGGUGCUAUAAGUCAAAGCCCACGCAUAUUAGAAUUGUUAUCGAGCUCAUUAUAAAAUUGUCUCGCCCAGGAGCAUCAGCGGUGGUCGACUGGCCCAUGGAGGUUAAGCCGCGAAGGCGCGGCAGCAGUUCUGUCCCCGGCUCCCCAGCAGUCGAUGAUGCUCCUGCGGCCACUGGCCCUGCCGCUGCACUGCGGCGGUCAUCUCUGCUUGAAUCGGUGUCACCACCAGCAGCAGGAAACGCCGAACCAGCCGUGCCUGUCCCGCCGCUGCCCGCUCCACCGAACGGCUCAGCGGCACCACCCGGCAAAAAAGCACCAGACAGCGCAGGCAGCCAGGAGACCAGCACGACGCCGUCUGCUCCGGGAAAGUCCCUCGGGAGCAAUGGCUCGGCGGACUGCGGCACCGGUGGGGGCCACUCCAGCCCGAGCAGCAGCACACCGAGCCCACCCGCCACCCCGCCUGACGGAACCAGCAUCACGUCGCCAACUGGAGACGGCGAUUUCAUCAAUUUCAGCAUGGCACCGCCGGAUGUGCCCAACGCCGCUACGCCACCAGAGGGGGCCAGAAGCAGCGGGGAGGUGGCGGGCGUGGCGUACGUCGAUCGACACGUGACAGACGUGGCAGGGCUGGUGGCGGCGCUGGAUGAGCUCACACGCAACCUGACAGCUGCUGCCAGUGCUGGCGCCGGUGCCAGUGCUGCCGUGGCGGGUGGCGGGGCAGCAGAUGGCAGCGGCGGCACAGUGGUGCUGCGGGGUCGCAUCUUCCUGGCGCCCGGGGUGUACAACAUGAGCGGCUCCGGGACGCUGCGUGUGGGGCUGGGGCUUGAGCUGAUUGGCGGGAGGCGGGCAGAGGAGGCUGCCGCUGCCGCAGAGGCUGUAGCAGCAGCGAUGGACACUGGUGAUGGUGCUUUGGAGGCUGAAGCACCUCUGGUAGCAGCUACAGAUGCGGGUGUGGUUCCCGGUGGAAAUAUCAGCACGGGUGCUCGCGUGGCCCUGCCUGCUGGUCAGGUAGCUGCCGGCCCUAACAGCACAACGCAGGGGCCGCCCGCAGCGGGUGUUGAUGUUGGGUCCAGUCGCCGCUCCCUUUCGCAGCGCCGGCUGCUGCAGGCUGCUGCUGCGGCGGCGGCGCCGGAAGACCACGGGGGCACGGUCUUGGACUGCGGCGGCAGUGGCGAGGGCGCGCUGGUGAUGGCCCACGGUGGGUUUGCGUUGCGAGACCUGGUCUUCACGCGCUGUGGCGGAGCAGCCCCAGUGCUUGUGGACUUUGGGACCGGCAGCAGCAACGGCAGUAGCGGUAGCAGUAGCAGCAGCGGCACGCCCCCUCCAGGCGGCCUGAUCGAGGGCUGUGUGUUUGAAGGAAACGCCGGCACCGUUUCAGGCGGUGUGGCGGUCCAGCCUGGAGGGGAGUGGGCUUCAAGCCUGCGGCUGGCCGGCUGUGUGUUUCGCAACAACAGCGGAGUGGAAACGCCCGGCGACUACGUUUACGACUACGAUUACUCCUCGGGUGUGGUUCAGCGGCCGGUGGUGCCCGCCUCGGCCCUGGCGCUGGGCCGCGGCACCCAUCACAUCAGCGGGUGUGUGUUUGAGGACAACGCCCCGCUACCGCUCCUUUCAGGGAGCCAGCAGGCGUGGUACAAUGCAUCAACGGCGUCGGCGACCGUGGACUUCAGUUGCUGGCAGGGCCCCGCGUCAUUACACAUCGAGGAUAGCGUGUUCACGGGCAACACCGGCCGCCAGAGCGGUGCCGUGUACCUGCACGGCCAUCUGGACGGCGCCACGCCCUCGCUGGGCUGCGACCUGACCUUGCGCGGCGUGACAUUGGCGCGCAACGGCGGCCACCAGGCGGGCGCGAUGCAGGCAUCGUGCCCCGUGAAGGGCAGCAACUGCGAGCUGUCCAUGAAGGACACGGCCGUGGUGGAGAACAGGACGCCGCAGUCGGGCGCUAUCCUGAUGCGUGGAUCCGGCAUGGUGUUCGCGGCGGACAACCUGACGCUGGCGCACAACGUGGGCGGUGGCCUGGGGUUUGUGGACGUAGGCACCACCGUCACCAACAGCAGGAUCGAGAACAACACGGCGACGUCCUUCGGCGGCGUGUCGGGCUGGGGCGGAUACUUUGACGCCACUAACACCCGCUUCAUUGGGAACGGCCCCACGGCCCACGGCGCUAAGCUGUACGCCAAGGCCUCGGCACACGUGCUGAGCAACUCGUACGGGAACAAGCUGGUGAACUGCACGUUUGAGGGCAACAGGGGCCACGCACUUUACGUGUACGCGGCUGACAUCACGGUCCGCAACAGCCGCUUCCUGCGCAACACGUUUAUUCCCGGCGCCCGCAACUCUAACGGCGGCGCGCUUAUGCUGUUUGACCUGGUGCUGUUGUCCUCCAUUGAGUCCUCACUGUUCGAGGGCAAUGCGGCAGUGGUGGGUGGCGCAGUGAUGCUGUACAGCAGCCAGCAGCUGCGCAUUGCGGACUGCACGUUCCGGAGCAACUAUGCGCUGAGCGGCGCGGGACUGACCAUUGACGUCCCAGUUGCGGAGAUCGACGUCGCUAAUUCCAGCUUCAUAAACAACACCGCGUUUGGAAGCGCCCAAGAGCUGCUAGCAGCUGCCGGUAUCAAUAUCACAGCCACAGCCCCCGCCACGACGCCCUCGCCUGCCGCGGCGCUGGCGGUAGCGGCACCUUCGGCACCGCCACCGACCGCACCCGCCGGUACGACGCUGAUGCCACCGCUGCCGGUACCGACAAUGCCGUACGCUGUGAUCUCGCCUUCAGGCAGCAGUGACUACCAGUCAUCAGAUGCGGACGCUGGAGGAGACGUUCCAGACUACGGGAGUAGCAUGGGCAGUAACAUUGGCAGUGGCAGCAGCAGGCAAGGGGUAGCUAUCGAUAGCAUCUUGGCGCCCCCGGAGAGCUGCGGCGCAGGUGGCGGUGGCGGGCUGUGCAUCCGCGGCGCCCAGGAUGUAACGGUGACCCUGGCCAACGUGUCGCUGGUGUCCAACACGGCGCUGCUGGGCGGGGGCCUCUACGUGGGCGUGGGUAGCCGCUGCCGGCGCCUGAUCGCCUGCUACCGCCUCAAGCUGGACGAGCGGGUGGUGGUCACAGGGAACGCCGCGGUGAUGGCGGGCGGUGGCGUGUACUGGGAGUAUGAGAAGAUUCUGCAGCUGUCCUGCAGCGGCAAGUCAAGUCCGUCGCCGAGCUCAGGGCUGCGGGGCAGCCCGCAGCAGCAAGAGCAGGAGCAGCAGGAACAGGAGCAGACCGCAACCCGCUUGCGCCUUGCAGCGCCCGCCUGGCCCGGCCUGCUGCGGCAGCUACAGACGCACACCUUCGCGCCGCUCUCGACAAGCGCCGGCACACCUGCAGCCGCUGCUAGCUCCAACGGCUCUGCGACUGCGACUAGACAAUUCCCCAGCAGUGCCGACAGCUCCGGCCUUAGCCAGGGCACGUCCACGGCAAGCAAUGGCAGCAGCUCGCAGCUUCCUCCACCACCUCCCAACCCGCCUAGUCCGCCGGCGCCCGGUGGUGGCGGCGGCGCCAGCACUGCAGCUGCUGGCCUGCUGACGAGCGCGGCGGCGAUGCGCGCCUACCUACGCCGCGUCACCCCUUGCGCUGUGUGGGCGAACAACACGGUGGCAGAGGGCGGGUACGGACCCACCAUCGCUUCCACGGUCUUCUUCCACCAGCCCCUGCUACGGCCCGCCGCAUCGACGGCCACGUCUCGAUCAGCCACAGCCAUGACGCUGCCACUGCCAUCUCCGCAGCCUCUGCCGCAGCCCCAGCUGCCGCAGCCCGCGGCGGCUGCGCGUCGCACGCUGCGGCAGUUGCUGCAGUUGGUAGGCUCUGCUGCAGCGGCUGCGGUGGCAGCCGUGGCGCCACCGCUGGCCCUGCAGCCGCCGCUGCCGCUGGCUCCGCCGCCGCCACCGGCUUCCACACUGCCGCUAAUGUUCGAGAGCGGCGCCGCUCUGCCUGUGGUUGUGCAGGUGACACGUAGUGUGAUCGACUCCUCUGUGCUCAUCAUGUGCACCUCACUGAACGCGCUGGGGCAAAAGGCGGCGCAGGCGGAGGCAGGCACCGCCAACUUCAGCCAACUGCGGCUGCGGGACCAGGUGAACGCCAGCUAUGAGCUGCAGUUUGAGGGGCGCACCUCCAUCCGGCAGCUUGGGCCCGUGGGGCUGGCGGUGACGUUGAGGCCGUGCCGCAUCAACGAGGAGCUAUCAGCAGAGGGUGACUUCUGCAGCCCCUGCAGUCAGGACUUUUACUCCUACGGCGGCGCGGGGGGCUGCCUGCACUGCCCGGAUGGCGCCGCUUGCAGCAACACGAGCUUGGGCGGCGUGUUGGUGCCGGCGGACGGCUUCUGGCACAGCAGCCCGCUGUCCGCAAACGUGAUUGAAUGCCCCUACGAGGGCGCGUGUCAGUACGACGGUCGCCUGCAGAAACUAGCUACAGCCCAGACUGCCAUCAUUGCGUCCGCCAGCAGCAGCGGCAGUAGCAGCAGCGGUAGCAGCAACAGCAGCGCCAGCAGCGCCAGCGGCGCACAUCAUCGCAGGGCGCUGAUCGCGGUUGACAGCCCCGGCAUCCCACUUGCCUCUGCUGCUUCAGAGCUGCCGCCGCUGGCGCCUGCUAACGACACAGGAGCCCUUAAUGCCGGCGAUGGCGAGGAAGCAAGGUACCGACAGCUGCAGUGCGCUGAAGGCUACUGGGGCAACCUGUGCGGCGGUUGCCAAGAGGGCUAUGGGCGACAGGCAUCUGGCGGCUGCCAGAAAUGUCGCGCCGUCGCCACCCGUGUGGGCUGGGUGGCCCUGGCAUUUGCUAUCACCUUCGUCUCAGUGGUGGCGGCUGUGCGGGCCGCCCUCACUCCCGAGUUUCUGCACGUGGCCGCGGCGGACGCGCGGCGCUCGCGCCGCGCCGUCGUAACGCUGUCAGCUAACACCUACAACACCACCAGCACACCUGCCGCAACGCCUGGUGGCGACCUGCUGUCGUCGCCUGGCAAGCUUGGCGCGGGCGACACUGCUGGUUUCAGCAGCGAUGAAGGCGGAGAUGCGGACGGGAAGGAAGCUGCAGCGACACCUGCAGAGGGGCCUACGGCAGCAGCGGCAUCACACUCGCCGCGUGAGGCGGCGGAGCUGGCGGGAGCGGCGGGUGGAGGCGCGGGGCCUGGCGGCCCGGCGGCCGCAGCAGCGCUGCAUGGGGGUACAGGCGACGCGGGCGACGCGGUGGGGGGUGCUGAUGACGAGGAGGACGAAGAAGGGGUGCCGCUGGGCCAGCUCAGCGGCGAGCGAUUUGCGGCUGCGCUGUUCCGCAUUCACGGCGCCGCCCGGGGCCGCUGCCCGCCGCCUGCCGGGGCGGCGGCCGCCGAGUCCCCAAGCGGAAACUCCAUCAAGUCCAAACGUUUUACGGACUUGCAGAACGCGCAAGCUGGAUCCGAUGGCGAUGCCGCGGCAGCGGAGGGCGCUUGUACAGCGACCGCCACGGCGGCCGCAGCGGCCACAGGGGCGAUCGCCGGACAGCCGGCCACGACGUCUGCAGCCCUGGCGGCGGCGUCCCGCUCAGGUUCGGUCCUGGCGGGGGCGCCGUCUUCCUCCUCUCAAAGCGGCUCCUGGCACCAGCUAUUCAGCCUGGCCACACCCAAGUCUCGGAUCCAAUUGCUGAAGCGGCCGUGGGAGCGUGCGGCGGGGGCGCUGGCAGCGGCACAGUCGCGCGGGCGGCGCUCUCCCCCUCUGUCAGCAGAAGACAUGUCGAAGGCUGUAGCAGAUAUGGAGGCCGCUGAGGCCGCAGAUGACAGUGACCCGGGCGGCGGCGGCAGCGGCAGCGGCCCUGUCAGCCAGGAAGCGACUGUUGCUGCUCAUUCUGCUUCCGCCAAUGUCCGCGGCGGUGGUAGACGCGGCAGCGGAGGCUACGGCGGUGGUGAAGGCCCUACCAGCCAAGACAGCGUCAGCGGCAGUUUCACAGCCAGCGCCGUCAGCAGCGCGACCGCUGCUAGCGGAAGCCAGCAGCCACACGCGCCCAUGCUUGGCAUGUUGCCGGCAUACGGCAAGGUCAGCUUCGCGUCCUUGCUGAUGGCGGUGCGGGCAACGAAGCAGCCUAGUAUCGACGGUUCCGGCGGGGCCGGAGGAGGUGGGGGCGGGAGCGGAGCUUUGGCAGCGGCACGCACGAGCAGCGGCCGUCCCUCGUCUCGCAGGGGCAGCCUCAGCCAAGCUCGUUCGUCGGGCGUGGUUGACAGUGAUGCAGCGGCGGCAGGUGGGGGUGGGGGUGGCGAUGACUUGAGCAACAGCGGUGGCGCGCCGCGGCGGCGUGUGGCAUCUCGCUUUGCUGCUGCCACCCAUGCCGCUACCGCAGUGCAAGCGAUGCGCAAGCGCGCUGCUGCCACCCAUGCCGCCAGGGCCUCAGGCUCCGGCAAGGGAACGGACACGGGUGGCGACAGCGGCGGCCCUAGCGCCAGUGCACCGGGCCGCCUCGGCCGGCGGGUUGAUCAUGAUGGCGACGCUGCGGCUGCCUCCACCGCGCUUGCCAACGCCAAGGCCAGCGCCGGCAAGUGGCAUAAGCGGCGGGCGUCAGCACUGGCUGACGCCGGCGCCGGCGGCAGCCGCGGCGGUGCCAGCGAACAGCAGGCGUCAGGCACCGGUAGCGCAAGCAGCAGCGGCCGCAGCGGCGCGGCGUCGCCGGCUGGGCCUUCGGCCAGCCCCCGGCGCUUAAGCAAGCUAUCUUUCACGGGUUUAAUUCGUACCUUGUCGCCCACCGCCUCUGCCACCUCCUUGCCGCCGCCGCCGCCGCGAGGCCCGCCUGCGGCCCUGUCCGCUUUCGCAGCGGGCGCCAAGCGGUUCUUCAGGACACGUGGCGGUGACGGCGACGUUGGUGACAGUCCUGCUCUGGAUGAUGACGGGGGCUCUGUUGCGGACGCCUCCGCUUCUGUGAAUAGCACGAGCAAGUGUGGUAGUGGAGGAGUACCUGUAUCGGUCUUCACGCGCGCUCAGACCCGUCUCGACUCUGACGCGGCGCCCGCCAUGGCAUCCGGUCAGGCGCCAAACCGAGCGGCACCCGUUCUGGUGGAUGUGGUAGGCGACGGCGGUGGAGACCGUACGGCAGCAGCAGGCCGCUUCGGAACCACCACUGCAGCUGCGGUUGCGACUGUGAAUGCCGCCCCCAUGUCAGCCUCUUGUUAUGCUGGGCCAAGUGCCACAGACAGUGAGGCUGCUGACUCUCCCACCCCCACUGCUGGUGGCAAGGGCCCUGCUGAUGUUUUAAGAGCAUGCGGUGGUUACUUGGCCCGGCGCGCGCCCGACUCCACGCAGCCUGUGGGUGCGGCGGCAGCAGCGCUUGCGCCAGCAGGUGCCAAUGCCGGGGCCGGCGCUGGGUCAGGGGCUGGCCCUGUGGUGGAUCCAGUGCUGGGUGAGGAGGUGGGCUCGGCAGAGGUGGCGUUGCAGUGCGGCCCGCAGCUGGUCAGCGAAGCUGGAGAAGCUGCAUCGCCGACAAGCGCAGCAGCCCCGCCUGCAGUGCCGGCAUCAGCAGCAGCGGAAGCAGCGGCGGCUGCGGCUCAGACCAAUGCAUCUGGGCCACCACCGCUGCCGCUGCUGCCACCGCCUCUGGCGAUCGCAGGCGCCUCGGCGCCGCCGCACAGCGCGCUCAGCGGCGUGCGCCGCGUCGCAGGGGCGGUGGCGGGGGGUGCCGGCGGCCUCGGCGGCAGCAGCAGGCCCGGCGGCGGGCGCAUGGUGUCCUUCGCCGCGGGCACGAUUAGCCCUGUGGCCUCGAGUAGCGCCGCCGCCGCCGCCGCCGCCGCUCGAGGAGCCUUUACCCAGGACCGCGAUCCCGACAUCCGCCGUAGCAGCAGCUACAGCCGCCAGCGGGCUGUGGUGCCGCCCGCUGCCGUUGCCAUACCGACGCCUUCUGCCUACAGCCCGGGGAGAGGCACUGGCAGCAGCAGUACGGCAGGCAUGGGCAUUGGCGCGGGCGCGGGCGGGGUUGAGUCGGGACAGACACUCACGCUUAGCCGGCUGCGUGCCGCGAGCAUGCCGCGUUGGAAUGAGGUAGCAGCCGCGGCUGUCGGCAGCCCCGCAGCUGCAGCAGGGGCGGUGGCAGUAGCAGCAUCAGACGCGGCAGGCGGUCACCGGCUGCCGCCGGCGGCGUUGAUGAAGUCGCGGUCGUUCGGUGGCGGGCGGUUGCGCCACCGCCGCAGCAGCGGCGGCGGUGGCGACAGUUGGUUAACGGAGCCAUCGGCAAUGGCCAAGGUGGCGGCGGCCGCAGCAGUGGCGCUGCAUCAGUUGGAGGCAAUGCCGCGAAGUCCCGCAGUCCUCACGCGGGGCAGUGCUGCUACUGCCAGUAGCCAAGCAGCUGCAGCGGGAGAAAGCGGCGGCGCGCCGCCGCCGGGCCGCAUGGCGCCGCGGGCCGAGCUGCGGAUCGGCAUCCCGUCGCCGCCUGAUCGCGUGACGUCCCUGGAUCGUGCCACAGGAUCCAAGUACAAACCAACUGGCACGAUACGGGCGGAGUGGGGCGCUUAUGAUGGGCAUCACGGCAAGAUCAGCGAGUCGGGUGCGGCCGGCAGCGUGGCUGGCAGCCGCUGCAGCAGCGGAGGCGGUGACGGCGCCGGGAAGUACGGCAGCCACGUCGGCGACGAUUACGUAGAUGACGAUGUUGAUGGUGACAGCGGGGGCGAUGAUGGUCGUGAUGGGGGCAGCAAUGAGGGGGGCCGGCCCGACAGCUCGUUCAACGCGCGUAGGCGGUCCGAGCUGUACGGCACCUUUGGCGGGCGCCAGUGGCGGCGCCGUACGGACGUCAUCAGCGAGCACCAGACCGUGUUCAAAAUCCUCGUGUCGUACGUGCAGGUGGUGAGCCUGGUGAACAACACGCCCGUGACGUGGCCCACCGCGCUGGUCACCUACUUCAACGUGGCCAGCCAGGCCUCCUCCGCCACCUCCAGCCUGGCCUCGCUGGACUGCUCCAUGUCCGCGGACGUGGGCCUGCCCAAGUCGGCGCAGCUGUUCCUGAUUCAAGUGCUGGCGCCUGCCUUCUGGUCCGCCGCGCUGGUGCUGUUUUGGCUGGCGCGGGCCGGUUGGCGCCUGCGGCGCGGCCGGCUGCAGCACGGCGACCCGCUGCGGUCCUACCUGCACAACCGCAUCAUCAUUUCCGUCAACUGCAUCAUCUUUGUCAUGUACCCCUCCGUGGUGACGCAGCUGUUCAGCCUGUUCAGCUGCACGCAGCUGGACACGGGGCCGCCCGAGCGCGUGUGUCCGGACCCAUGGCGGCCUGACAGCUGCCGCUGGGACCGCAACGCCAUUGGGCUGUUCUGGACACAGGACCUGGAGCAGCGCUGCUACCGCGGCAUACACCUGACGCUGUGCGCGGCGGUGGGUGUGCCCGGUGUGGUGCUAUUCGCGGCCGGCAUCCCCUUGCUGUCCGCCUGGUGGCUGUGGCGCAACCGUGCCAAGCUGUGGGACAACGAAUUCGUUGCGCUCUACGGGUCGCUUUACCAGGAGUAUGAGGACGACCACUACUACUGGGAGAGUGUGGUCAUGCUGCGCAAGCUGACGGUCACCGCCGUCAUUGUGUUUGCGGGCACAUACCGCUGGCAGCUGACGCUACUGCUGUCCAUGGGCGUCAUUGCGACGUCGCUGCUGCUGCAGGUCGCGUACAGGCCUUACGAGACUGACGCCAUGGACGAACUGGAGCGACUGGGACUGGUGGCGACGCUGAUGACGUUUUAUCUAGCCACCUACUUUAUGGACGACUCCGUCGGCCGCGGUGUGCGGGUGGGCCUCAGCUUCGCCAUCCUGGUCAUCAACGCGGCUACGGUGUUCAUCAUGUGUGUCGCAAUCGCCAGGGAGCUCCACCGCGCCGCGCUGUUCCGAUUGCUCCGUAUCAGCUCCGCACGUGGCGACCUGCCCCUGUCCUUCGUGAUGCGCGUGGGGCUGUUGUACAGCAGGUGGCGUGGCCGCGUGGCACUGACCAGGCUGCGUACGACACUGUACCGUACCUUCCCCUGGCUGUUCCCGAUGGAAUUUCCGCCCGAUGCGGAUCCCGUGUUCGUGGCCGUGGCAAGAAGCGAGGCGGCGGCGGCGGCUAGCACGGUGCUGGCAGCAGCAGCUGCGGUGGCGCAGACGCAGACGCAGGCGGCUCAGGCGCAGGUGCAAAGCGCGAAUGGGGUAGGACCAGCGAUAGCGGGGGCAACUGGCGUGGGUGACUCACCUGCAGCUGCAACCGCCGCCAGUCCCGCAGCUCUUGGGAGCACUAGCAGCAGGGGCUUGCUGGCGCGGCGGCGCGCGGCGUCUGCGGCGGCUCAGGUUCUGGCCGCGGCGCUGCGUGGCGCGUGGGAGCACCACCACCACGGCGUGUGGCUGCUGCGCGUGUUUGAGCUUUCAGAGCGCGUGAGUGCAGCAGAGGAGCAUGAGCAGCGCAAGAAGCGGCGGCGGAGAUGGAGCGUGUGGCGUGGGUCUGGGCACGACAGCAGCGGUGGCGAGAACGCGGAGGGCGUCGAGCAUCCGGAAGACGGCGGGGUGGGCAGCAGCAGCGGAGACGGUAACGCUGGGUGGAGGCAGGCGCCGGGGAAGCUCCUGACACGGAUGCGCACCGUGGCACACAGGCUACCUGGUCAGCUCACCCACACCGCCAGCCGCCUCACUCUGCGCCUCACACAUCGCCCCUCCGAUUUCGCCGCCCUCGAUGCCGACCCACUCCAUGGUGGUGGUGCAGCCGCCAACGCCGGCGGCAGCAGCGUGCGCCGGCGCCAGCAGUCGUACAGGCAGUGCGGCGCUGAUGAGCAUGGCGGCGGCAUGAACGCUGCCCCGUACUCACCCGUUGAGAUUACGACGCCCGUGACCGCGUCCGCCCCUGAUGCGGUCAUCAGUGCUGCAGCCACUGUCACCUCGUUCCACAUGGCCUCACGCCCACGCUCCUCCAGGACUCUGCCUGCCUCUGGCCUCUUGCUCAGCAGUUACGUGGUGGCGGACACGGCGGCGGCAGGGGGUGCUGGCAUGGCGGGAGCAGCAGCUGCCACCACUGCGGCCGCAGCCGUGACGGUAGGGCCCGGCGGGGUGCGCCUGGCCUCCAACCCGGUCGCUUUGGACCCCGAGCUUGACCUGGAUGCAGAUUGCGCCUUGGUGGACGACGGCUUACACGGAAAUGGGACCCAUGACGAAGGUCACAGGAAACAGCGCAGCGUGGGGGGCCUGGUCGGAGGGGCAGAAGGCGCUGGGGGCGAAAGGGCAGGGAGUGCUGGUUCUGGCAGUGGUGUGGGUGACGGAACUGGAAUGGAAGUGGACGAGAUGCUCCUGGGCCAUACGUGGGGGCCCUUGCACCUGCUGCCAGAGCAGCGCAAUUCUUAAUGCCUGCAAUCUGUUGCUGCCGUUACUUGUUAUCAUUGUAUAAGUAUGGCAGUGGGCCAUAAAUAUCUGGUAGGUAGCGGCAGGGCUCGACUGUGGUAUAGUGAGGAUAAGGCACAGCUGAACAUAGCUACAAUGCGGCGCACUGCAUCUAGCAUACAGUUUAUUGUUGUAUUUCUUUGGCGUGUGUCAUCGUCGACUGCAAUACUGACCACGUCACAGCUAUGGAACACCGGAGAGUGUCAAGAGCGUGGAGCAGGGACACACAGCCUGACGACAACUGGCGCGCAGAAAGCUGGUGGGAGGAGGGGCAAGGCGCACGUGUCAUCUUCUUUGAUUUCUUAAUGGCCAUUGUUCAGACCUUUGUGCCGGUGCAUCAGGUGCAGAUCGGAGUGGUUGUGAAGGUGUUGUGACACCAGGCAGCUUGCAAGUUUGCAAGAUGACACAUUGUGGCGCGGUAGGGGACUGCGCCAAGGUGACCAGCGUACGAGAGACUAGCUAGGGGAGUGGCGUUUAAAGCACAUGGUAUGGUGGCCACGGAUGGCUAAACCGAUGUAGGUCAAUGCCUCAGCCGGGCGUAUGGGUGGAACGAGCAACCUUCGUUGCCCAAUUCAAGGUAUGCUGACGCCCGCGACGCCGAGGCUGGGACAGCGGGGCCUGCCAGGGCCUAGGCGCAAACGCAUGGGAAUGCGCAUCAGGCCACGACGGCCGCGGCUGAAUGUUAGAAGCUGUAGU